UCAUUCCAUGAAGUUGUCUUGGUGUUCGCCCUCGAGGUUCGAGGGGCUGGAGCUGUAGUCCAACCGGAACGCCGUGCUCAUCUUGUCGGACUGACACUCUACCAACUUCAAAUUCGCACCUGCAGGCCAGCCACGACACACAUGAGGGAGGGAGGGAGAGAGGGAGGGAGGACACAGUACAGUACACGCACACUCGCCCGCCCCACCAGAGGGAAAACUCCAGUCAGCAUACCUUUCUGAAGUUCCAGAGCGGAUCACGAAAUGACAAGAGACAUCAUCGACAUACACACAAACAGGUCGCGGAAACGGGUGCACAUCCAUCCAUUCGCAGACAGAGUGUGCCUAGCUCGUUGUCCUGGCUGAUUGGUGGGCUGGUUGCUGACCAGGUCGCUGCCCGAUGCGUUCUCGAUAGGAGAAAGACAAAACCACGUGCUGCCUGCACCCAUCCAUCCAUCCAUCCAUCCAUGGAGCAAUCCAAUCCAUCCCGCCCGCUCGUUCUCCCAUUUGCAUGCCCACCGAUCAGCAGCGUCUUUGAGUCUGGUUGCGAGUGUGUGCCGGUCCGGGGAAUGGCCGUACCAGAAACCCCACACCUGCACACACGCAUGACGCAUGACGGAUGGAUGGGACACAGAUGGCCCGCCCGGGCCACGUCGUGUCUCGAUGAAACCGAUACAUAUAUAAUGCAAAGGUACAUACAUACCUGGUUGAAUCUCCUGAAUACAUGCAUCCAUGCCCCAUGUCGGCCGGACAGCCAAGCCAACAAAAGGGUGAUUUUCGUGUGUGUCUCGCCAUUUGUCAUUGUGUAUGUCAUUGUGUGAGUUCGCUUACACUUCCUUGAAUGGUGCUGGUGGUUCGUUGAGGAGCCAGGUGGGGUUAGAGGUGGUCUCGUCCUGGGUGUUGCACGGCAUGACCCUCAUGCUGCAUGACUCCUGACCCCUACACACGUGUACACAGCCAACAAAUCAACAAACAACCCAGACAAGAGACAGAUAAAGACACCGUCCGUCGAGAGUGCCAAGACGGUGUGGGGUGGCGCGUGUGGCGCUCUUGUUGUCUGUGUGUGCCUGCAUCUGGCGGCGUCGAUGCAAGUAUUGGCUUCGGGGGCCGGGGGGCUCUCGUCGCUCUCAGACACCUUGCUCAACGAAUACGAUAGACACUUGUUCAUCUCUGGUCGCACGCACAAGCAGGGUGAAUAAAUCACUCAACCGUGUGCGCGUGUGUGUCGCCCACCAUGGCAUAGAUGGGGUGUGUAUGUGUGUGUGUGUGUGUGAGUGUGUGAGUGUAGAGUACUGACUGUCGAGAGUUUCGACUCUUCUGAGCUGUCCCAGGUUGGGCAUCCAAGCGAAGGUCUGCGACAGCUGACCCGACUGACACGGCUCCAACACCGCAUCCUACAUAGACGCCACGCCAAGCCACGCAAACAGCCAAGUUGGCCCCCUCAUGAGUUGCAAGGAGGGCGUCAUAAAAUGUGUCGUCGGUUUCCCACCGACCCACCGCGGCGUCUCUGCCAUUUUGGUCGCUGCGAUUGUCCGUCACACACCAUUUGCGGCCGCCAAAAGUAAGGGCCACACGAACCACUAGGUGCAUCCAUCCGGCCAGCCAGCCAUCACACACACAUGCCAUCCCAUCCAGACCAAAGACGUGUUCCUGUCGGUAUAUACGUAUGGUGGAGGAGAGGAAGUCUGCGUUGUAGGUGUCAGGUCGUAUGAAUGGCGUGGGGUCGGCAGCCAACAGGUAGCUCCCACUCGUACCCUUGACAUACGAAAAGUGACCUGAUAAUAAUGAGAUGAUGAGAUAGAUGAAUGAACCCUUGACAGACCAUUUAUUCUAUCAACCAACCACACAGCCACAACACAACCACCCAGGCAGCCAGCCAGCCAGCCGCGCACAAGAGAGACAUGGUGUAUAUGUGAUACGUAUGUACGUAUGCAUGUGCUGUGUCUUUGCCUGCCUGCCUGCCUGUCUGCCCCAGCCCCCGUCCGUCGAGCGGCUCACCGACCGGGUGCGAGUUGCACUCUGUUGCUGUCGAAGUGCUGCUCCGAAUCCCACACCUUCUCGGCGGGGUCAUACAACCACUGCACACACCAGACAGUCAGGCAGGCAAGCAGGGAGGGAGGGAGAGAGGGAGAUAAUCAGGCAUGCAUGGCAUGGCAUGCAUGACAGGCACAUACAUACAUACGGCGACCCGACCAGCCACCCCACCCGUUUGUUUACUUACCUUUGAGAGGCCAGUGAGGUCAUUGGAUAUCUCUGCAGCCGGCCAGGCAGGACACACAUGAAGCGAAGCGAUGCAUUGAGGAUGAAACGAUUCGUUCUUGUCGCCCUGGCUGCGGUGUGUGUGGUGUAGGUACUUUGUUCGUUGCCGGCAUCAUUUUCUGAAGCGACUCUGGUGACAGCGACUUUGGUGAUGUUGAUGCCGCUGCCGUCGACGAUUGUCUGGCUGCCCUUAGACAGCUGCUUGGCAGCCACCUCCAGCCGAAAGGGCUUUGACUGAGAGGCCAGCUGCUUCAAUUGCGCCCCGGUGUUCUGCGUCGUCUCAAAUCCUACCGUGCAUCCUGGACUCACAGUAUACAUACGCCACACACGUGAAGUGUACAUAUAACUAUCUAGUAGACCUUGUACGUACAAGGUGUGAUUGAUGCGAAUGAAUGUUGUGAGGGUGUUUGUAUGCACAGUUCACGUGUGUGUAUCAGGCUGCCUGCCUCAAGUAAGUGGUUUGGGUGCUGGCUGACCAGGGUAUACGGUGAGAGUGAUGGUUGAUUUGAAGCAGAGGGGCGGCAGGUCAGCGCAGUUCUGGUCCUCAUCCUGUUCGGGGUUCUUGCUGCCCGGCACCCAGAUACCCGGACCAAACUCAUACACACUCGAGUCGCUCCGAACCUCAACUAGUCACACACACACAUAUAUACAGCAGUGCAUGCAGACACUUCACAGUCAGUCAGCCCCCAUUCAAUGGGGUGUGGUGUGUGGCUGUGUGUCUCCCUCCCUUAGCGUACGUACGUACCGCAGUGUGGGAGUGCGACCUUAGGUCCGCCGACUGAGUCCUUGACUGGUACGCCCCUCUGGCCGCAGUCGAAUGGCGGGCUGCCCUUUGGCUCGGCCUCAAGGGGGAUCUUGAGCACCUUGGUCAACAACCCUGGUUGGCACUCGGGCGUGCUGGCAUGUCAGAACCCGGUAUCUGAAUCGCUGAUGGCAAAGCAAGCCACACAGACAGGUACAAACAAUACAUACAGCGAGGAAGGAAUGAAGGAAGACUCAGUGACGACGGCAAUGUAUGAUGACAGUGCAGUGAGGCAGUGCUCCUCGAGUGACUGCAUUCCCUGAGGUAGGUAGGUAUCUGGCCCACAGACUUCAAAAGCGUUGUCUUUGACGUUCAUUCUCUGGUAGUCGGUGACGAGGUCCUGCGGCUCGUCGUCUCCCCUCAUGCGAUGAUAGUGACCGCUGUGCAGCCGAACCAAACGCCCCUGGCUGCUGGUGCCACUCGCAAGGGCCACCUGCCCAUACGAUGACACGUCCACCUCAAUCGCCGCACUGAGGCUCACAACGGACCAUGCGAUGUAGGCCAACGACACGCAAGAGAACAUGGCGGACGUAGGGGAGGGGGCGGAGGGAAUAGGGCCCCGAAUUGUUGUAAACUUUGACGCACUCAUGACCUGGGCCACGUGGUGCCCCUCAUAUAUUCAUUGAUUGCAUAGCAGGAAGGUGCCUGCAGUCAUCUCACUCCAAGUUCUCUUUUUCCCCCGUCUCCCCGCCGCCGCCGAGAUCUGGAUGCACGACUGAAUGGGGUGGCCAGCCCCAACCCGACCCCGCCGCACCACCACUUGGUACAGCGGCUCCUCGUGAAUGCGGGGCGAUCCAGUGCUGACGUCACCACUAGGAGACGCAGCAGGGCUGGUGCUGGGUGGGACAGCCGCUGCUGCAACGGGCGCUCCUGAAGCUUGCGGUGUGGUGUCGGGUGUCUCUUGAACUACCGCGGCAUCUGGCAACCAGCACAAUGCCAUCAAUCACUGCAGGAAUGAAUGUUUGUGGGGAUGGAUGGAUGGCGUGACAGAUAAGCAACUCACGUGGUGUAGGCUCGGCUGCUGCGUGUGGCUCGGCGUACUGAUCCAGCUGCACGUGCGCAUCGUCAACGUCCUUGAGAGCCCCCUGCAGUGAAUGAAGUGUCGCAGGCAAGGGCACAGCCAGGGAAGGGACGGAUGGUCGAAGUGCAGCCAGGCUGCAUAGAUCAGCACCUGGAUGACUUGAAGCAUCGAUGCGGCGUGCCUCCGCACAGCAGCGGGGGUCGGCUUGAUGGCAGUCAUCAGCUCGGCGCUGCUGGACGGGGCCUGAUCACACACAUACACGCACACAUACGCACGAGCAUGCACGCAACAGCAAUACGCACAUCCAACCAGCUAGUAUGUAUGUAUGUAUGUAUGUGCUUUGCUCUGAGCGACUGGUUACCGACCACUUUGGCUAUCCUGAAGAGUUGGUGGUCCUGCAGAAUGGCGUGGGGCUGGUCGUCCUCCGCCCUCGCCAUCUCGUCACGCCAUCGCACCAGCGCAAACUGCACAACACACACACACACGCACCGACACGACACAGAUGUCAGUCAGUCGACCAACUGAUGAAUCGAUACAUACAUACGCAUGUGUCCGUCCGCACACCCAAGCCAAGCCAAGCACCCUUCCGACCGCCCGACCGACCGACCAGUGUGAGGUAUGACUGCAUCGACAAGCCUCCGAAAUGCGAGGGGCCCUUGUUGGUGGAGGGCGCCGUGGGCAAGCGAGACAGCAUGCGAGCAACAUCACGACUAGGGUCAGCCGCCUCGUCAACAUACGAACUACCAGUACACACCCACACAACCCACGUGACACGCGCCUCGGUGCGAUGUCUGUCUGUCUGUGGGUGCGUGGUGGCCUGGCUGGCUGGCUGGCUGGCUGGCUGACUUGGCAGCGAUGUCACAGCUCCUGAUGAGUGUCUGUGAGAGGAGGGUCCUCGGUGCGGCCUUGUCCUCCACCGCCCGCUGGAUGAGCUCAUUUUUGAGGACGGAGAAUAUGUAGAUGAGGUAGUGGGUGUCCCCACGCGCAUACUCUACCAUUGAUGGGGUCAGAGGCCUGUUGGCCAACGCAACCCAACGCAACGCAGACAGAUAGACAGACAGACACGUGGGCGGCCACAGUAUACGCAAUGCAAUGCAAUGCAUCCAUUGCAGGCACCCUCCACCAAUCAAUCUAUGUCGCGUGUGUGUGUGCCUGGCUAAUUCAUUCACCUCCUUCGCCAGUCGGCGAGUUGGUGUGACUUGUCGGCCUUGACGCGACAGUAAAACUGGAGCAGAUUCGCCAACGAGUAGCCUCCGGGCAGCUGCAGUACCCUGACCAAGACAAACACACACGCCACACAGCAGUGUGUGUCUUCCUUGUCGAUAGAUGUGCCUGACUGACUGAUACACAUACAUACGCGCUAGAUAGAAACAGGCGGACACGUAGACGCCCCGACCUCAGUCAGUAGUGUAAGUCACCUGGCGGCCUGUCCGGUGUCGAACAUGUUGACUACAUAGACGCUGAAGUCACGCUGCAGCCACAGGACGUCGUUGUCGGCCCCAUGGAACUGCACAAGGGAGGUAGGUACACUCCACACCACACCACAGGACAGGCAGGCAUCCAUUUAUCCAUCCAUUGAGUGAGACAGACAGGCAUUCAGUGAGGCUCUCUCCCUCCCUCCUGGCUUCUCAUACGUACACUAAGUACAUGCAAUGCAAUGCAACCAUACAUACCAUACACACACUGACUGGCUGACCACUUUGAGUAUUGCAGGGUCUGCAGUGACCUCGUUGAGGGCGUGCACCUCCUCGAACAUAUCGAAUGGGUCGAUGAUGUAGUCACGAUCACUGCGUCAGUGACGCCCACACACACACACACAACCAGACACACGCACAGCUGGCUGACGGGGGGGGGCUGGGUUAACUCUUCGUUCGUGUGCCUGUCUUGUCUCUUCUGUCUGUCAGAGUGUCUGGCUGGUGUUGUUUGGUUGGUGGCUUACGUGGUGGAUAUCUGUAUGAGGCACGUGUAGCCACGGAAGGUCUGACGAGUCUGCAGUCAUCCAUCCAUCCAUCCAUCCAUGAGUGAUUGUACAGGUACGCACAUUUGCAUGCCAGCCAUACCACCAACAUGGAUGGAGUGAGCCGUGCAUGUGACUAUCUAUGGUUGGCUCCCUGCCCUCCCGGCAUGCCCUGUGUGCGACGUGGCCAUGCUUACUGUGUGCUCCAGGUCGACAGAUAUGAUCUUGGGCACCGCUGACACACGCGCACACACAAAGACACAUGUCCCCGGGAGUCACACAGUCCCUGUCGCUCUCCCUUGCUCGUGUCUGUCGGUCAAGUUUCUCCCUCCCACACUGACUGACUGACCGGUUUUGAUGUCUUGUAUCAUGUCCUUGAGUUCAUCCUCGUUGGUCACAAACACCAGCGGCGUCGCGUCCAGCGGCUUGGCCACGUGCAAACCAUCCUCCCCCUCCCGCAGCAGCUCCUCGUGGACUUUGACAUCUGCCGGCCCCUCACCACCCCCGGCGCUCUGUCUGCCCUGCCACCUCAUAUAGCUCUUCUUGAGCUCCUCGACCUCCACCUCAUAUGGAUGCGGCAAGGCCACACCACCCCCAGGCCGACUGGUGGCCUGGGGGGGACCGACGCCAUCCUUCUGUGCGGCACAGUCUUGCGGCGGCCAUGUGUUUGCUUCCCUCUGGGCGUCGAGGAUGGCAGGCUGCAAGGGUGCAGUCGCGUGGUGCUUGAACAGCAGACGUGGCACGAAGCGAGGCCUGUAGUUGUCUAUCAGAGGGCUCCAUGCCUGCUGCGGACGGUUGUCCCUCCGGUCAACAGCUUGCUGGGAUGCCGGCACACCGCCAUCGGAACCAGCCCCCACUCGCAUGCCGCCUGAUGGAGAGGAGAGAGGCAGGUUCCCCUCUCUCUUAUCCUCUGGCAUGUUUGGUGGAGCAGGUGCGGGUGGGGUCAUGGGGUGGUCUUCCAGGGCGUCGAUCCUGUCGAGCACCUCAUCAAGGCCGUCGGUCACCAUGCUGUACUGGCCAUCACCACGGGUAGCGGCACCAGCAGUGGAAGUGGCAGUCGGGGCCGCGAACGACACAAACCGACUGCAGGGGUGGAGAAAGGGAGGCACACACAGAGAGAUAUAUCGUUGGCCUGCAGGCAUCCAUUAAUGCCGCCUGCGCUGCACUCACCGCAGGAACUGUUCGAUGGAGGUGGUCGCCUCGUGCAACCCCGACACCAGCCGCAUAUCACCAUCUGCCAAACAUUCACUCACUUGUGGUGUGGUCGUCAUCCAUACACAAACCUGCCUAGCAAUGCAGUCACAUCACAUCUCUCUCUGACCGUCCUGGAUGGCAUUGACACUCCUGACGGCAGCUGCAUCAAUCAACCAGUGACAUCCAUCCAUCCAUCGAUGCAGGCAGGCAGCCAACAUGAAUGAGUUAAGCAUCCAAUGGCAUCCAUCCCUCCUUGCUGGGCUGCCAAGCCCACCUGCGAGUCGUUUGGUCAGCCCGUCAGCGAAGGAGCCCUCCUCACCUCCCUCGUCCAGCACAGAGAUGCAUCGACUACCGCUCAU
Messenger RNA from Vitrella brassicaformis, 7589 nucleotides. The record is from the annotation of a GenBank genome assembly. Lineage: Eukaryota; Vitrellaceae.